Molecule: messenger RNA, 4211 nt
Organism: Tricharina praecox
Lineage: Eukaryota; Fungi; Ascomycota; Pezizomycetes; Pezizales; Pyronemataceae
Product: WW domain protein
Exons: 3
Coding region: 1-4020 (1339 amino acids)
Cellular component (GO): membrane
Molecular function (GO): protein binding
Source: RefSeq, a predicted model, not a curated record
AUGCCCGCUGGUAACGGAAGACCCGGCUCGUCCGACAGCGACGAUGGCUACUUUGCACUCCCCCCAAAAUCUACUUCUCCCCCCACCACCCGCGGUACCCCCGAUCCCCUCCUCCGUAAAACCAGACGCAUGAGCACCUUCAGCGAACAUUCGGUAGCUUCGAAUUCGGCGACUACAGCACCGCGACCGUCUUCAGCUGCGUCUUCGUCUUCGCGUAAUAAUCGUCGGCAGCCUGCACCUCCGCCCACGAACAACUAUUACACUGCAGCAUCACAGCAGCAGCAACAGCAGCAGGAGCAGCAAUACCAACCCCAACAGCAGCAGGGUCUCCCUUUCAACGAUAGAUCCGCGGAGGAGAGAAUGCAACACCAUCGGGAGCAGCUGCAGCAGUAUGAGCAGCAUCACGAGCAGGAGCUGCAGCAGUACGACCAACACCUGCCAUAUGGGGGGCGUCCUGCUUUGGGGCAGCAGCAUCCAGCGUAUGAAGAACACCCUGCUUUGGGACAGCACCCGGCGUAUGAGGGGCACAUGGCCUUGGAACAGCAGCAUCCGGCUUUCGACCAACAUCCGGCAUUCGGAGCACCCCGAGCACCCUCGGAAGCGGGCUCCGUCGGCCGCAAUGACACACCAACCUCCUACCGAAGCCGCGAGGUGGGACGGACCGGCAGACUCAGGGCCGACAGCGGUCGAUCCCACCACUCCCAAUCGCCGCCGCAGAACCAGCAUCCACACCGCCCUCCUACGGAGGAACCUCCCGUGAACCCGUUCCCACAAUUCCAUCAGCAGUACUGGCCUCCGAGUCGCAUGACGUCAACGUCGACAACAGCAGGACGUCGAGGUUCUCCGCCACCUCCCGAGACCCCUGCAACGGCAGCAAGUGAAGCACCGCCGUUCCGGCUCGGCGAAGCACCCCACCAGCCACUACCAGGCGCUGCUGGCCGGAGACGUCAACCGCCGACGCAAAUCAAUGUGGCUCCGUCGCCAAUCAGUGCGACUGCCACUGCAGUCCCCGGCUCCCAACCGGUACCUGCUCCACGCCCGUGGACUCCGACCGAGCAGCCCGGUUCGUACCCCCAUGGUCCACCGACGGUCUGGCAUGGAACCGGAGGUCAGAAUAGCGAAGAGAAUCUGCAGGAGCAAGAGGAUAGACCGGACAGUCGAUCUAGCCGAACGAGCCGAACGAGCCGGCCAGACCCGCCUAGCCAACCCAGUAUCCCCAGCCUGCCCAGUUUACCGGCCCACACAACGCAAAGCCGAUACUAUCAAGUACGGCCGCAGGAGAAUGGUGAUGCUCUCGGCCAUAACAGAGUUUACAGCGUCCACGAACAUGCGCCGGAGGUGCUCGAAAGUGAUUUCCAUCGUAUGGCUUUGAACGCAAGUCCUCCGCCUUCGUAUGCUAGCCUGAGUCCUGGCGCGGGUCGGAAUGGCAUUCAGCAGUCCGGAGCAGCGGGCCAGGAAUAUCCGGAUGAGAAGCGGACAGUCGUGGUUGGAGCUGCAGCUCCGCCAGCGUCUUCGCACCCCGCAUUCCAGCACGAUCCAAAUCACACAAGUCCGGUAAACGAUAGGCAGGGACAGAAUUCGCAACCUCAGCAGCAGCAACCCCAACAGCAACCCCAACAGCAACCCCUACAGCAACCCCAACAGCAACAGCAGCAGCAGCAGCAGCAGCAGCCUCAACCGCAGCAGCAACAGCCUCAGAAUUCAGGCCAGUCACAGCAGUUUUAUCCAGAUCAGCAGCAACAACAGCAGCCACCGCCGCAACCACAGUUUUCUCCUCCGCCUCAGGGCGCCGGCCCUUCUGCUCCUCCGGUGAUGCCAGAAGGCUGGAUGGCCCAUCAAGAUGCCAAUUCCGGGGCAUACUACUAUAUCCACAUUGCUUCCUCGCAUACCCAAUGGGAUCCUCCAACGGCUGAGGACAUUGCUGCUCUCGCUCCUCCGCCGGCGCCUUUACCGACGCCCUUGAAAAUGGCACCGGUGCAGACACCAGGGUUUGCACCGCCUGGCACUCCGGGAUUCCCGAUGAAGGGCGGGUUCAUGCCACAAACGCCUGGGUUCGCGCCUGGGACUCCAGGGUUUCCGCCACUAAUGUCUCCGGGCUAUCCGCCCAAAGUUAACCCAUACGACUCGAUGCCGAACACUCCCGGGUUCUUCAAUCCACCGCCGACUCCACUUCCCAAUGCCGGCAUAGUCAUGUACAACCCAGCGCCAGUGAACGGCGAAUACUUUGGACCGUACCUGCGAUACACGAACAUGAACCUGGAGCACGGAAUCUGGUACGGCUCGAUCCUGCUGGUGACGGAGUACAUGCAGCCACCGACCGUGCACAUCCACCGAAGUCGUGAUCUCUCGCCCAACCCACCGCAACUCAAAGCUUCGGCGAUCUACACGCAUCGGACGUGGACCUUCUUCCGGUAUGACAUUGAACUUCCGAUGGAGGACGGAGAUAUGUGGACGUAUGCAAUCUCGACACCGGUGGGGUGCACUCGCUAUGAGUUCCUGGUGGCGGCGAGAGACGAUCGUAACUGGAGGUUUAUCUCGACGUCGUGCAACGAUUUCUCGAUGAGCGUACGGAGCGAGGAGCGGUCGAGACUGGGCGGACAUGGGUUCAUGUGGAAGGACUUGAUGCAGAAACAUCUGGAUUGCGGAGGGUUCCAUGCACAGAUUGGAAACGGAGAUCAGGUGUAUGCGGAUCGCAUGUGGAGGGAGUUACCGUCACUUAAGGAAUGGCUGCAAAUUCGAGGCAAGGAGAAUCGGAGGAAUGCCCAAUGGACAACACGCCACGAGGAUGAGGUUAUGCAUGCGUACUUCCACUACUAUACUAGUAGCUGGGAUCAGCCACAUCUGAGGGAGGCGUUUGCCCAGAUUCCGUACAUGUUUCAGCUAGAUGAUCAUGAUAUUUUCGAGGGCUUUGGCUCGCAUCCGGAAUACCUGCAGUUCUCGGCCAUAUUCAAGAAUAUUGGCCGCAUAGGCAUGCUGUGGUAUCUCCUAUUCCAGCACCAUACGACACUCGAGAUCUUGCACUCGAAAACAGACGACAAUGAUCUGUUCACCAUCACUGGUACCGGCUGGCACUUCAUCAAGUUCAUGGGACCCGCCAUCGCUGUGGUCGGCCUUGACACCAGGUCGGAGCGCAAUCAGCAUCAGGUGAUGGCCGGCCCUACGUAUCAAGGCCUGUUCCCCAAGAUAGCCACUCUUCCGCAAUCAAUACAACACGCCAUCAUCGUCGUCUCGGUUCCAGUGGUAUUCCCACGCACGGAAACAGCCGAGCACGUCAUGACAACAGUGGCGACGGGAAAGAAGGCAAUGACAGGCACGUACAAUCUCCUCGGCAAAGUCGUGGGCUCCGCAGCUGGCGUAAUCGGCGCCAAAGAAGUCGUAGGCUCUGGCUUCCGCAGCGUCAAGGAGGCGGUCGGCAAACACGGGUUCAUGGGUGGUGUUGUCAACGUGUUCGGCGAAGUCGACCUCCUCGACGACGUGCGUGACCACUGGACGCACGAGUCCAAAGACCUGGAGCGAACAUACCUCAUCCGCACACUGCAGGGGAUCUCGCACUCGCGCUCGCUCCGCAUCACGUUCCUCUCGGGCGCCGUGCACCUCUGCGGCGUGGGCAUGGUGCACGAUCCCAACAAGCCGCACGACCACAAGACGAUGUACCAGGUCGUCACCUCGUCGAUGGUGGACGCGCCGCCGUCCAGCUACUUCACGAAGAUGCUGCACAACAACCGCAUCCUGUACAUUCCGCAGAACGGGCUGCGCAGCACCAACGCCCCCAGCGACACCAAGGAGGACAUGAUGGAGCUAUUCCAGGCAGAGGUCGAUGGGCGCACCCGCGAACAGAAGAAACUCAUGGCGAAGAGGGGAUACGUCAUCUUCACGGGCUUCCAGGUCGACAGCGGCAUCGAGGCGAAGGGCCCCGCUACUAGUCUCGCGGUAGACUUUAUCGUCCAGGGCGAGGGCGUCUAUGCCAUGACGGGGAAGUAUGGGCCCGUGGUGGUGCCGCGGUUGGAGGUGGGGUAUUAAUGGCUGGAGGUGAGGGGGUUUCUUGGGUAUUGUGUGAGCUGUCGGGCUGGCUGAGGGUGCGGGGCGCGGGGCGCGGGCGUUCGAAAUCUGGUUUUUAUAUUAUAUAGUGUUCUCAACUUUUGGUUUUGUGGCGGCAUGUAGUAAAGGUGUGGGGAAUAUAAGAUGGGCUUGUGGGCCGAUUGGAGUCGUUC